Molecule: messenger RNA, 2398 nt
Organism: Ostrea edulis (European flat oyster)
Lineage: Eukaryota; Metazoa; Mollusca; Bivalvia; Ostreida; Ostreidae
Product: FMRFamide receptor-like
Exons: 4
Coding region: 144-1169 (341 amino acids)
Biological process (GO): G protein-coupled receptor signaling pathway
Cellular component (GO): membrane
Molecular function (GO): G protein-coupled receptor activity
Source: RefSeq, a predicted model, not a curated record
GUAAACAACUAAACAAGGUAAAGAAAAAAGGUCAUGCAGUAAACAUCUAUCACAAGGCUACACCUUAUUUAAGCGUUGCGGAUUUACGCUGUUCUCACUUCCCAUCAAUUUCGAUAGAGGCUCCCCAAACCAGUUUUAUAAAGAUGUUACAAAAUACGACAGUGGACAUGCCAGAGAGUGAAGUCAUGGCGGUCGCCAAGAAGAUGCACUGGGUCACCUCUUCCAUCGUUGCAUUAAUCUUUGUCGUCAUUGGAAUCGGUGGAAACGUGCUGUCUCUCAUUAUCUGGAGCAAGAAGUCGAUGCGAUCCUCUACUGGGACCUAUUUGAUCUUUCAAGCAAUCGCUGACAUAACUCUUCUUGUUUUCUUUGUAAUUUGUGACAGUCUUGGUCAGAUAGAUCCCGAUAUUUUGGGCCAAAAAUCGUACGGAGAAUUCUUCGCCUACUUUGGUUAUCCAUUCUUCUUCCUGUCAGUAAUCGUCAGCAUUUGGAUGCUUGUUGGUGUAACAGUGGACAGGUAUAUACAAGUCUGCUGGCCACACAAAUCCCAGGAUUUCUGUUCUCAGCGUAGGGUAUAUAUCGGAGCAGGAAUUAUAUUUCUUCUAUGUUUUAUCAUCAACAUUCCGCAUUUCAAAACUUAUGAACCCUUAGACACACCAAUGGACGGAAAGGCAUUCAGUCUGACGGAAUACGGCCAAAGCGAGGGGAGCACUAAUUACGAGUUCUGGGUACACUGCAUGUUUCUGGUUCUUGCGCCUUGGCUUUCCAUUUUCACCCUCAACAUUCUCAUCCUACGAAGGGUGUUUACAUCAAACAGGAAGUCCAUGUUAAAGAAAGAAAAGACACGGAAAGCGGAAACUCAACUGACACGCCUUCUUUUGACUGUGACCUUCACCUUCUUGGUUCUCAUUAUAUUCCAGUGCGUCACACAAUGUUUCUUCAUGCUAAAACCGGAAAGUGUGGAUUACCGUAUUGUAAACGAGGCAUUCUCCAUCGCUAAACUUGGUGUUGUUAUCAAUUCUUCCGUCAACUUUUUCCUGUACUGUUUGAGCGGAAGGAAGUUUCGAAAAGAGCUCCUAAAGUUACUUGGCUGUUUAACGAACACCCACCGUGCUCUCGAAUCAACGAAUUCUGCAACAAGCACCAGCGGAACCGGGUCCACCAAACUGUAACAUAUAAAUAUCAUCGACUUCUCUACGAGUCUUUGUAUUAAUCAGAACACAGAACUCACUGCUCGUUAUCUUAGCCUCUCGUUGUUGUAUGUGUAAAAUUAAGGAAUACCUUUGAAUUACGUCUUCCACUCUAUAAGGACGUCAAUUUUAGUUAUGUAGAGUUUGAAGGCAGGAUCGAAUAUUCUUCAACACUCGGAAAAUAGAAUGUACAGCAGCUAUCAAAGAUGUAACAUACUUCAUUUCCUUCACCGCCAAAGAAUACUUUCAGGAAAACGAAAAGAUGUUUUUCCAACGCAGACCAUACAGUAUAACAAUUGUCUCUUUGAUAAACUGGCAUCACAUUAAUCCAGUGAACAAAUAUAACAAUUGAGGAAUACUAUUAAACUUACAAAAACACACAGUAAUCUCAAAACAAGCAUUAUCAAAACAAUGAAGUACUUCUGAUUCAUCUUAGAUAUAGAGUUGACUUCAGUACCCGGAUGUAAACUAACGACAAACUAUCAACUCAACUUUAUGACAAACGGGAUGAUUUCAGCCUUCACAUAUCUAUGUAGUAAUAUUUCAUUAUCACCUGUAGAUGGUGUUUAUGUCUCUCGACAGAUUCGAUACACAAAAGUUUGUUCUGCGAGUUUUUAUUUGAUUAAAUCGAGGUAAGCUACUGACAUACAAGUUGAUGUUACAGUGGUUUCAACAGUUUCGUUGAAUGUCAUCAUUCCGUAAAUUUUAUGCUCGUUAUAACGAUCUAGUUUGUCAAUGCAACCUGUCAUUAGGUCAAAUACUACUUGAAGUGUUUCAUACCAAUCCCUAGGCCAUUCUUUUGACUGCAGAGUACUCCAUUUAACUGAUCAAGAUAUAGGGCUUACGGCGGUUGUGACCGGUCGACACGGGAUGCUAACUCCUCCUAGGCACCUGAUCCCACCUUUGGUAUAUCCAGGGGUCCGUGUUUACCCAAUUCUCUAUUUUGUAUUCCUUAUUGGAGUUGUGAGAUUGGUCACUGUUCGUUAUUUUUACCAUUUCGUGUUACCUGACAUUGCCUGUUAAGGCGCUGGGGCCUGUACUCAACUAAUCUUUUCUACACUAUAUACUUCUAUAUGCUGUGCAACAAGUCAAGUAGACAAAAUGGCUUUCUACAUUCUUUUUUUUUUUUACAGGUAUGCAUUUACCAUGUACAAUGUAUUAAAUAUAUGCAAUUAACACAAAUAUGCACUUAAAUAAACACAUUGAAUAUA